This is a messenger RNA of Pseudopipra pipra, 1917 nucleotides long. Its product is annotated as beta-1,4 N-acetylgalactosaminyltransferase 1-like. NCBI's taxonomy places the organism in Eukaryota, Metazoa, Chordata, Aves, Passeriformes, Pipridae. Gene Ontology annotation, molecular function: acetylgalactosaminyltransferase activity. The record is from RefSeq and is a predicted model, not a curated record. Gene Ontology annotation, biological process: ganglioside biosynthetic process.
GGUGUUCCCCAGGUUGGGGGUAUGUUCCCCAGUGUAGGGGGUGUUCCCCAGUGUGGGGGGGUGUUCCCCAGUGUGGGGGGUGUUCCCCAGUGUAGGGGGUUGUUCCCCAGUGUAGGGGGUUGUUCCCCAGGUUGGGGUUGUUCCCCAGUGUGGGGGGUGUUCCCCAGUGUAGGGGGGUGUUCCCCAGUGUAUAGGGGGUGUUCCCCAGCGUGGGGUCCCCUCCCGACGGGGUGUCCCCCCCAGAGCGCAGAGCUGGAGCCCGAGGACAGUGGGGGGCUGCACUCCCAGAAGCAGAAGAUUUCCUUUCUUGAGAACAACCUGGAGCAGCUUACAAAGGUUCACAAACAGCUGGUCCGUGACAAUGCAGACCUGCGCUGUGAGCUUCCGAAGCUGGAGAAGCGGCUGCGCGCUACGGCUGGGCGAGUGCAGGCCCUGGAAGGGGCGCUGAGGGCGGCCAAGGAGGGGGCCCGGCUCGACAAGCGCCGCUACCAGCAGGAGGUGGAGCGGAUCCGGGAGGCCGUCAGGGCACGGGGGGCACGCAGGGGGCCCGGAGCGCACAUCGCCAAGCCGGUCCGGCCCGGGCAGGUUCCGUCGCCCCCCGGGCUGAGCUACAGCAACAGCCUCUUCCAGGGGUACCCCGGGGGGGGGGCCCUGCCCGGACCACACCCACUCUUUGCCAGCGGCCCCCCCGCGCUGUCCAGCAGCCCCCCGGACUCCUUCCAGCAGCUCCACGUGGAUAACGGGAACCUGACGGCCUCGCUGGGGACCCUGGCGGUGGCGGCCGAGGUGGAGGGCGUGGCGCUGCGGGGGGAGGGGCAGCCGCACCUGUCCUUGGCCGCCGCCCACCUGGACCACCUGAACCGGCAGCUGCAGUUCGUGACCUACACCAACACCCAGUUCCACCCCGACACCGCUGACAUCGUGCAGUUCUCCACCGACGGUCACUCCGCCGCCUUCUCCAUCCGCAUCCGGCACCCGCCCACCCCCCGCCUGUACGGCCCGGCCGGGACCCCCGGGGACGGCGACGGGGACGGGGAGAGCGCCGGGGACAGCGCCGGGGACGGGGGGUACAACAUCUCUGCGCUGGUGACCGUGGCCACCAAGACGUUCCUGCGCUACGACAAACUGCGCGGGCUGAUCGCCAGCAUCCGCCGCUUCUACCCCUCCGUCACCAUCGUGGUGGCCGACGACAGCCAGCGCCCCGAGCCCCUGUCCGGGCCGCACCUCGAGCACUACCUCAUGCCCUUCGGCAAGGGCUGGUUCGCCGGGAGGAACCUGGCGGUGUCGCAGGUCACCACCAAGUACGUGCUGUGGGUGGACGACGAUUUCAUCUUCACCCCCCGCACGCGGCUCGAGAAGCUCGUGGACGUGCUGGAGAGAACCAGCCUGGACCUGGUGGGGGGCGCGGUGCGGGAGAUCACGGGUUACACCACCACGUACCGGCAGCGGCUCAGCGUGCGGGGGGGCGGCGCGGGGGGCGACUGCCUGCGGACCCGGCCCGGCUUCCACCACCGCCUCGCCGGCUUCCCCGCCUGCGUCGUCACCGACGGCGUCGUCAACUUCUUCCUGGCCCGCACCGACAAGGUUCGCCAGGUGGGCUUCGACCCCCGCCUGCGCCGCGUGGCUCAUCUCGAGUUCUUCAUCGACGGGCUGGGGGUGCUGCACGUGGGCUCCUGCGAGGACGUGGUGGUGGACCACGUCAAGCUGGCGCUGCCCUGGCGGCGCUCGGAGGGCGAGCGCCAGUACAACCGGUACCGGUACCCGGCGGCGCGGGACGACACUGCGGCUCAACAGCGCCUCUUCUUCUUCAAGAACCGCUUCAAGUGCAUGGCCGGGGACUGACACGGCCACCGGCACGGCCACCGGCACGGCCACGGCACGGCAACCACCCCGGCCACCGGCACGGCCACCGGCACG